This is a messenger RNA of Neospora caninum, 1020 nucleotides long. RefSeq lists its product as hypothetical. The record is from RefSeq and is a predicted model, not a curated record. NCBI's taxonomy places the organism in Eukaryota, Apicomplexa, Conoidasida, Eucoccidiorida, Sarcocystidae. Bases 1 to 1020 code for a protein of 339 amino acids. The transcript has 4 exons.
AUGGCAGGCGCUGUGAAGAAGAACCUCUUCUCUGUGUUGACGGAGGAAGAGGAGGUGAUGAAGAAGCUGGACCGCCAAGAGCGACGGAGACAGAGAAAGCAAGAACGCGAACAGGCUCGGGCUGUAGCUGAGGCCGAACGCGCUCAGCAGCUGGCCUCGACGCCGGCGAGCGCGCGAGUCGGCAGCGGUCGAUGGGCAGAUUUUAGUGAAGACGAUGAAGACGACUACGACUUCAUGCAACCUGGAGGAGGACUCUUGGCUGUAAACGGCGACAGAAACACGCGACCCGGAGGCGGAAAGGACAACGACGACGCCUUCUACACGACCGAAAGUGAAAGCGAGACGGAGAGUGAGGAGGAGCCGGAGCAAGAGGAGGAAUCCAGCUCCAGCAGCGACAGUGGGGAUGAAGCGAAAGUCCAGCGACUGCCAGAAACCGCAACCCCGACAAGAAAUAAAUCAGAAGGUGACUCGGCGGCUUCGAAUCCAACCAAGGGACUUUCCAGGAAGGAAAGAAAGCAGCGCGAGCUGGCGGAGCUGGAUGCUCUCUUCAACGAAAUGCACAUUGCGCCGUCACUGGAGGGAGAGAAGGGAUCUCCACAGCAAGACGCGGCUCGGGCCGCGAACGGCGCCUCGGCGAGAAGGCAGGCGAACGGAGUGGGAAAGGGAGAAGAAGCUGAGGGUGGCGGAGCGUCGACAGAAGCUGCGAAGAAGAAAAAGAAGAAGAAGAAGGGAUCAGCAGGCACGAGCUCGCCACAGGCGGGCGACGGCGCAGCGCAGGCGAACUCGGAUGAGGAGAAAGAAGGCAGCCCGAAAAGCGAAGACGGCCCUCGGCGGCCGGUCGCUCCUGGAGCGAUCAAACCGUCGGGCAUCCCCGUGGGCCCGAGGAGAAAAGGCGCCGGGGCGAGUCGAGGCUCGGCGGCCGACGAGGCGCGUCGCCUGGCGGCGCUCGAGGAGGAAAAGAAGAAGGCUGCUGCGAAGAAGGAAAAGAAAGCAAAGCUCUACUUCCCGAAGAACCAGUAG